Aphidius gifuensis is the source of this 2395-nucleotide messenger RNA. It is a transcript of the gene Pdxk, whose product is annotated as pyridoxal kinase. Gene Ontology annotation, biological process: pyridoxal 5'-phosphate salvage. The record is from RefSeq and is a predicted model, not a curated record. The transcript has 7 exons. Bases 412 to 1296 code for a protein of 294 amino acids. Gene Ontology annotation, molecular function: pyridoxal kinase activity. Gene Ontology annotation, cellular component: cytosol. Lineage: Eukaryota; Metazoa; Arthropoda; Insecta; Hymenoptera; Braconidae.
AAUAAAAUUUUGUAUUUUUUUUCUAAUUUUAUUAUUAUUAUAAUCAUCUGAUCAAUGCUGGAGUUGUUGGAUCCAAGAUAAGACGAGAGAAAAUAUAUAUAUUGUUUACAAAUGACUGAUAGAGAAAAAAAAUAAAACGUCUUAUCAGUUUUUAUUGACAGCAACACACACUAGAAAUUUCUAGGUGAUAAAAAAUAUUGAAUGAUUAAUUGUGGGAGUGGCAUAAACGUGGCUAGAUGAUGUGUCUUAUAUUUUAACAACAAAUAAUCAGUAAAUCAGUUAUUAAGAUAAUUAAAAAAAACGCCAAAUCAUUGCUGAUGAAUUUUUUAGACCUUCAGUUAUUGUUUGAUCAUUGACAGUUAAAGUCAUUUGUUAUCUUGAAUUUACCAGACUUAAUUACAUAAAUUAAAUAUGGAAAAAAAACGUCAUGUAUUGUCAAUUCAGAGUCAUGUUGUUUCUGGAUAUGUUGGCAAUAAAUGUGCAACAUUUCCACUCCAGCUUCUUGGAUUUGAAGUUGAUGCUAUUAAUUCUGUUCAAUUUUCAAAUCAUACUGGUUAUAAAAUCGUCAAAGGAGAAGUUUUAAAUGACGUACAUUUAAGUCAACUGGCUGAGGGAAUUGCUGCGAAUGACCUGGACCAUUAUAGUCAUCUGCUAACUGGAUAUGUUGGCUCGGCAUCAUUUCUCAAAAGAAUUGCACAGCUUGUUCCAAUUCUAAAACAAAAAAAUCCAAAUCUUAUUUAUGUUUGUGAUCCUGUUAUGGGAGAUAAUGGAAAGCUUUAUGUACCUGAUGAACUUGUGGAUAUUUAUAAAAAUGAAAUUGUACCACUUGCUGAUAUACUAACACCAAAUCAGUUUGAACUUGGAUUGUUGGUAGAUCAAAAAAUAACAUCAUUGAAUGAUGUCAAAGAGGCAAUAUUAAAACUUCAUGGAAAAGGUCCAAAGACAGUUGUUGUGUCAUCAACUGAAAUUGAUAAUAAAUUAGAAGCACUUGUUAGUAAUUCAACAGAUAAAUGUGUUAUUAAAAUUGAAAUACCAAAAAUACCAACAAAUUAUACUGGAUCUGGUGAUUUAUUUGCUGCAUUAUUUUUGGCACAUUCACAUUAUGAAGCUGAAUUAAAAACUGCACUUGAAAAAACAAUAAAUUCAUUACAUUCUGUGCUAUUAAAAACUUAUGAAUAUCGUCAAGGUUUUAAUAAUGACACAGUACAAAAAGCUAAAACCAAAGAACUACGUUUAAUCCAGAGUAAAUACGUCAUUGAAAAUCCACCAGAUAUAUUAAAAGCACAAUAUUUGUAACAUUAAAUUAUUUUUUUUAACAAUUUAGAACAAUUUAUUUACUAAUGAAAUCAAGACAACAAUUAUAUAGCUCGAAUUUUAAUUAUUGUUAUUUUAAAUAAUAUACUAAAUGACCAAGAUAAAUGUCUUCCAAUUAAAACAAAAAAUAUAUAUAUCAAAUCAGAUAAAAAAAAUGUUUUAAAAAAAAUCCAUACUCAAUUGAGAAAAUGUUAUUAAAAAAAAAAAAUAAUACAUAAAUAUUUGUUGUUUAUUAAUUUAUUUAAUUAGCUAAUUAACCAGUGAUAAUUAAAAAAAAUAUAUAUAAUUUUAUGAGCAUGCGUGCGCUGGUAGAUUGAAAGUGGCAUAAUCGCGGAUGCAGAAAUAAAUACCAAAGGAGAUGGAAAUCCUUUGCCUUUCUUAUGUAACAAACUGGCCUCCGGUGUCUUCGACCGCUCAAUAGAAAUAAAAAAAAAAUAUAUAUUUUUUAAAAAAAGUCUCAACUUGAAUCGCUUUGAACAAGGUAAUAAAAAAAGUAAAAAAAAACUUACCAUUGGGGAGGAAAAAAAAUAAUAAAAAAUCAUUCUCUCUGAUCUGUCGGCUUUUUGGGAUAAUUUUUUUUCUAUUGGUCCUUUUUUUUUCUUAGAAAUUUCUAGUCAUUCUCCCUCUCCCUUUCGAAUGAGUAAAUAGAUAAAAUAGAAAAAAAAAAAAAGUGUGGAUGUUCACCUUGAACCUUCGAGCAUUUUAUCAUUCUCACAUUCACUGUUUAAGAAGAAAAAAAAAAAUUAUAUGUAUAUGGAAGAAUCAUCCUUUUUAUGAUGAUGAUGGUGGCGAAAAAAAAAAUUUUUUUUUUUUCGUAUUUUGGCUUAGCAACCUGAGUUAUUUCCGGUGGACAGCAGGACGAUGACGUGACCGCCAAAUAUCUACGGGAUAUUUGGCCGCGAGGUCAUUCAACGGAUGAGUUGAAUGGACUCUGAAGAAAUCCCUCUUGUCCACUGUAAAUUAACGAUAAAUAUAUUGCAAAAAAAAAAAACAUUUAAAAUAUAUAUUAAAAUCGAAAUUGUAAGAAAAACUCGAGUUGGUGGUUGUUAUUUCGAAAGAAAUAUUUCAUUUGUAUGUUAGA